AUGUCGAGCGGCGAACCUGUUCUCGGAAGUCUCUUUGUCUAUACGCCUAAUCAGGCAGCACCUAUUUUCUUCACUAUUGCCUUUGGUCUCUCUGCCAUCGCGCACAUUUGGCAAUGCGCUAAAUACCACAGCAUCAAGCUUGUCGGACUGCAUCCGCUGUGCGCCGUGUUAUUCACUGCCGGGUACGCUCUGCGAGAAUACGCAUCAACGAACGAGAACUACAUCUACAGCGACCGAAACCUCAUCAUCUAUAUUCUGAGCCAAGUUUUCAUAUUUGUCUGCCCUCCCCUUCUUGAGCUUGCCAACUAUCAUGUCCUCGGCCGAGUGCUAUACUAUGUUCCCUAUUACGCACCCAUGCCCCCCGGGAGGGUGUUGGCUACCUUUGGCGGCUUGAUGGCAUUGGUUGAAGUUCUGAACGCCGUUGGUGUAGCCCUGAACUCUAAUCCGUCGUCGGAUGAAUCACAGCAAAAGAUGGGAGGCCAUUUGAUAAUCGCUGCGAUCGUGAUCCAGAUUGUCGUCAUUCUCAUUUUCGUCGCCCUUGCUGGGACUUUCCACUUUCGCUGUAGCAAAGCCAAGUUGCACGCUAAGAAUGUCACUACCAUGCUCGCGGUGCUAUACACAAGCAUGGCACUCAUUUUUAUCCGUUGCCUCUACCGCCUCGUUGAGCACGUAGGAAACACGGCAAUUGAUAUUACUGACCUGGAUAAGUUGAGGGCUCUGAGUCCUCUUUUACGCUACGAAGUAUACUUUUACAUAUUCGAGGCUAGCGCUAUGCUAAUAAAUUCCGUUAUUUGGAAUGUUUGGCAUCCGGGUCGAGCGUUGCCCAGGAGCUCCCGCGUCCACUUGGCGGCAGAUGGUGUGACCGAGAUCACAGCUAGCAAACAAUCUGAUGACCGGCCGUUAUGGGCCAAAGUGUUGCAUAUAGCGACUUUUGGUCUUUUGUUCCGCCGGAAGAAGAAGAGUGCUUCGUUUCACGAACUUGAGAACUAUCGAGGUGGCUCCUAA
This is a messenger RNA of Pochonia chlamydosporia 170, 1005 nucleotides long. RefSeq names its product RTA1 domain-containing protein. The record is from RefSeq and is a predicted model, not a curated record. The coding region runs from base 1 to 1005 and encodes 334 amino acids. The transcript is spliced from 4 exons. NCBI's taxonomy places the organism in Eukaryota, Fungi, Ascomycota, Sordariomycetes, Hypocreales, Clavicipitaceae. Gene Ontology annotation, cellular component: membrane.